AUGCUUGAACGCGAGGCAGAGCGCGUGGGGGUGAGUCUGGAGCGAGACGAGGCGGAGACGCGAUCUGCGGCGGCGCGCGCGACGAGCGACGCGGAGCGCGAGGCGCUCGCGGCGGCGGCGGCGCGACGGGCGGCGGCGGCGGUCGAGGCCAGAGAUGUGAGCCUGCGGGACGCGUUGAAAACGAAAGAACGCGCGAUCGAGAGUCUCAGUGCGAGUUUGGCGUCGACGCGGGAGUCGUACGAGCGACGGUUACGCGUCGAGGCGGAGGCGAGCGCGGCGAACGCGGCGAGGGAGGAGGCUUUGCGGGGCGAUAUGCGCGCGCUGAGCGAGCGCGUGCGCUCGCUAGAGACGAAAGCGGAGGUUCGUGAACACAGGAUAGCGUCGCAGCACGAGACGAUCGGCAAGUUGACUCGCGAUCUCGAAGCGAAGCGAGCGUUUGACGUGGAAGUCGCCGACCAGACGCGGACGUUGGAGAUUGAUCGUUUGGAACAGCGUUUGAGCGCCAGCGAGGCGCGCGCCGACGCGGCGGAACGGAAAUUAGAGACAUACUUUCUCGAGAAAGUUUCACUCGAGCGCGAGAUCGCCGACUUGCGGGAGCGACUCGCGCGCGUACCCUCACAAGAGGCGCAAGACGAGGCGUUUCGUCUUCGAGUCGAGCGCGCCGCCGAGGCGAGAAUCGCCACCGAACGGCUGGUGAACGAAGAGAUGCAGACCAAAGCCGAACUCGCCGGGCUGUUCGCGCAAAUUCGCGAGAUGACGCUUCGAAGCGCGGGCGUGACGUCCGCGCCGCCGCCGACGGCGACGAGCGCCGCCGACGAACUCGCGCGAGUGAAGCGCGCCGCCGAAGCCGAAAUCGAGUCCCGCGAGCGCGAGUUCGCGAGUCUCCAGGCCGACAUCGGGCGUGAAAACGCCACCCUUCGUCGCGAACUCGCGUCGGUGCGCGCGAAGCUCAACGCCAAAUUGGGCGUCGGAGCCGCGACGAACGCCGAAUCCGAAUCGUCGCCGUGGGCCGCCGAAUUCUCCUUCGCCUCUCCCGCCUCCUUCGCCGCCGUCGAGUCUUCGCCAUCGCGAAAACCAUCUCGCGCGUCUCCGUGCGAUUCCACGGAGUCCUUCAUAGAAAUCAUCCCGAGCGCCCGUGACGUGUAG
This is a messenger RNA of Ostreococcus lucimarinus CCE9901, 1146 nucleotides long. RefSeq lists its product with no specific name. The coding region runs from base 1 to 1146 and encodes 381 amino acids. NCBI's taxonomy places the organism in Eukaryota, Viridiplantae, Chlorophyta, Mamiellophyceae, Mamiellales, Bathycoccaceae. The record is from RefSeq and is a predicted model, not a curated record. The transcript has a single exon.